Molecule: messenger RNA, 1455 nt
Organism: Scaptodrosophila lebanonensis
Lineage: Eukaryota; Metazoa; Arthropoda; Insecta; Diptera; Drosophilidae
Exons: 3
Coding region: 125-1225 (366 amino acids)
Source: RefSeq, a predicted model, not a curated record
AUUUCGGUCAAAUUUUCCUUAAAAUUUCAAAUGUUUAGUUUUCAACUAAUAUAUGGCACAUUCAACUGAUUGAGUGGGCACCUUUCUAUCCCAAUAGGACUCCAACACCAGCAUUGAAGCGAAUAUGAUGGAAAUAACUGAAUGCCUUCGUUCAAAUAAAAAUAUCAGAACAUGUUUUGGAAACAAGUGGGGAAGCCAAUGUUCAGACGGUGCUCCCGAUGACAUAGGAAACAGGUUGUCUGCAGGUGCGGAGAAAGUUGAUGUAGCUAGGUUAUUGGAGCAUGAUCCACACCAAACAUUUGUGGGGCCAAAUAACAUAGAACACCACAAUAACUAUCCGAGCUCGCGCUGCCAUGGGAGGGACAUGGUUGGAAAUAAAGGGGCUAGACCUUCUGUGCUGAAGAAUAAAUGGUACUCGAACAUUCCUUAUAAUAUAAAUCGAAAUUUAGAAUCUUACGGUGUGCGAGAUUCUACGCCAGAACAUUUUUGGCGGAGUGGAGUCAGCCUUGUUGGUGGAAGAUUUCUAAGUCGCUUACCGAAUCGAAUGUCUUUUUCCGAAUGGCUAAUGGCGAAGAACAAACUUGCUGCUCAACGGGCGCAUAAAGAAAGCAUCGAGCUUGCACGCCGUGCUGAAGAAGACAAAAUACGGAAGCAGUUAUCCGAAAAAUGCUACGCCGAAUGGCUGGCCUGUAAGGAACAGCGAAAAAAUCCAGCUUCAAGUGUAUUUGCAAAAACGCAGAGAAUUCUGACUACUUCUUGUGAUUGCGAAUAUCGCCCAGCCCCAUCGAGGGGCUCAUUUGUCAAGAAUGGUGAGGUGAAGGGUCAUGUGAAGGAGUGGGAGCGAGUGAAGGCAGAAGAAGAAGAUAGUCAGAAGGAAAAGCUGCACAUAGUGGCGGUAACUGAGGCUCAAACAGAAGAGGGCGGCCAGCUAUUAAGACCUUUUGCUAACCAGUUGAAAACGCCGAGCAUUCCAAAGUCUGAAUUGGUGCUAACCACCCGAGGCGUGAAUAUUCAAAACAACACAAUUUUAAGGAAUUUAAUCAACCCCAGGCGAUAUGAUGUAGGUGAUAAAACACGUGACAUAAUGCAUUCCUUAAAAUGCGCCUACCAGAAGGCAGUACAGCCGCGCCAGAUAUUCCAACAAUCCGCGGAUCCCUUGGUGUCCCUACCGCUCUCAGUGGCGCAACGUUCGCUUCAGAGUCGGUUCAUUGGCAUACAUAAGUGAUCAGUGUAUUUGAUUAUGCAUGUAUAUACAUAUAUGUCUGUAUAUACCUACAUAUACACACAUAUAUAAAUAUACAUACAUACAUAUGCAUAUAAAGAAACAGCCAAUAUUGAUAAUCGGCCAUUAAUUAAUAUUACAACUAUAAAGUAAAAAAACGAUAUAAAACUCUAUCUGUGUAAGCCACAACAUGAAGAAAUUAAUUAAAAUGUAAGCGCAAUACUCCCCACAUA